AUGGAAAUUCUUUCUAGAAUCCUUGCUGAAAAAGCCAAGAGUCCUAUGUUUAAGUUCCAUUGGAGGUGUGAUAAGACCAAAAUUGUGAACCUCUGUUUUGCUGAUGAUCUGAUGAUUUUUAGUAAAGGCAAGGAGAUUCUUCAUAUUGCUAAGUUCAAUGAGGGGACUCUCCCGGUUAAAUAUUUGGGUGUUCCUUUGAUUACCACUAAGCCCAAGGCUUUUGAUUGCCAAAUUCUGAUCGAUAGGAUAGCGAAGAGAAUUAGGAGUUGGACAAAUAAACUUCUAUCCUAUGCGGGUAGAGCUCAACUCAUCCAAACUAUCCUCUUUUCGAUGCAAGUGUAUUGGUCCUCUAUGUUCAUCCUUCCUAGGAAGGUUAUUAGAGAUAUUGAGAGCCUGCUUAGAGCCUUUCUUUGGUCUGGGUCUGAUUUGAAGAAGCACAGUGCUAAGAUUGAUUGGAGAGGGCUCUAUGUGGUGCCAAUGGGUCAAGGUAAGGAAGCCCAAGUUGAGUGGUGUGAGCCCCUAAAUUGUGGGUUGAGUGGAGUGAGAUCCUAUAUUGAGGGCACUGUUUCUGUAUUAAAGUCUAGUAGAUUGUAUCUUAUUUGCUGGAGGUACUUACUCAUGGCUGUUCUUACAGGGUCUACUAUAAUGUAUGAGCAGGUCUUGGGUUGCAUGGCUCGGCAGUGGUGUCCAGUUUUGGGGACUGCAGAUUUGUUGCUCUGA
Molecule: messenger RNA, 720 nt
Organism: Camellia sinensis
Lineage: Eukaryota; Viridiplantae; Streptophyta; Magnoliopsida; Ericales; Theaceae
Source: RefSeq, a predicted model, not a curated record